Molecule: messenger RNA, 3273 nt
Organism: Prunus armeniaca (apricot)
Lineage: Eukaryota; Viridiplantae; Streptophyta; Magnoliopsida; Rosales; Rosaceae
Source: the annotation of a GenBank genome assembly
AUGGCCAAUCAAGCAGCCUCUUCUCCCUCUUCUUGUUUCUCCAAUUCAUGCACGUAUGAUGUGUUUCUUAGUUUCAGAGGUGAAGAUACACGCCAUAAUUUUACAGAUCAUUUGUACAGUGCUUUGGUUCAGAAGGGAAUCAAUACCUUCAUAGAUGAUAAGCUCAGAAGAGGAGGAGAAAUAUCAGCAUCACUUCUCAAAGCAAUUGAAAAGUCAAGGAUUUCUAUAAUCGUAUUCUCUACAAAAUAUGCAGCGUCCGUGUGGUGCCUGGAUGAACUCAAUAAGAUCCUUGCGUGUAAAAAAUUGAGGCAACAGAAAGUGUGGCCGAUUUUUUACAAGGUGGAGCCCUCGGAUGUAAGGCACCAAAGAGGAUCUUUUGGUGAAGCGCUUGCUAAACAUGAACGCAAAUUCAAGAAUAAUAUUCACAAAGUGCACAGAUGGAGGAAAGCUCUUUCAGAAGCAGCCAAUUUUUCUGGGUGGACUUUUUCAGACGGUGACAGGCAUGAAUCUCAGUUUAUCCGUGACAUUGUUGAAGAUAUCUCAGCGGAAGUAUCAUACCAUGCAUAUUUAGAUGUGGCUACAUAUCCAGUUGGAAUAGAGUCUUAUGUAGGAGAAAUCAAUAAACUUUUAGAAGUUGGGGAAGAAAGUGUUCGCAUGGUAGGGACAUGGGGAACUGGUGGAAUUGGUAAGACAACAAUUGCUAAAGCUGUUUAUAAUUCAAUUGUCCAUAAGUUUGAUGGUAGUUGUUUCUUGGCAAAUGUUAGAGAAAACUCAAUGCCACAUGGAGGCCUAGUCCAAUUGCAAGAGACUCUUCUAAUUGAUAUUCUGAGGGUUAAAAAGUUGAAGAUGACUAAUAUUGAUAAAGGAGUCGCUAUGAUAAAGAAUAGGUUGAGCAAUAAAAAGGUUCUCUUGAUUCUGGACGAUGUGAAUCAAUUGGAACAGUUACACAGCUUAGCUCGAGGGUCUGAUUGGUUUGGAUCAGGCAGUAGAAUUAUCAUAACGACAAGAGAUAAACAUUUGCUAACUGCUCAUCAAGUAUAUUUGAUAUACAAGGUCAAAGUAUUAGAUUAUCAUGAAGCUCCUGAGUUGUUCAGUUGGAAUGCAUUCAAAAGAAAUGUACCUCCGAGCGAUUAUGUGCAAGUUGCUAGAUGUGCAGUACACUAUGUUCAAGGCCUUCCACUAGCUCUGACAGUUUUAGGUUCUCAUCUAUGUGGUAGAAGCAUAGAUCAAUGGCAAGCAUCAUUAGAUAGUUACAAGAGAGUUCCUAACAAAGAGAUACAAGAGAUUCUCAAAAUAAGUUUCGAUGCAUUGGAAGAUAUUGUGAAAGAAAUUUUCCUUCACAUUGCAUGUUUCUUUAAAGGUAAAUAUGUAGACUACGUGACACAAAUGCUAGAAUGCUGUGACCUCAACCCUAUGAUUGGCAUUGAACUACUUGUAGAAAAGGCUCUCAUAACUAUAGAUGGAUGUCGGGUUUUGAUGCAUGACUUGCUAGAAGAAAUGGGUAAAGAAAUAGUUCGUCAAGAAUCGCCCAAUAAUCCAGGAAAGUGUAGCAGAUUGUGGUUUCACGAGGAUGUUGAUCACGUGCUGACAGAAAAUACAGGAACAGAUACAAUUAAAGGCAUUAUGAUAAAGGUGCCUGAAUCAUAUAAUCAGAUAUGCUUGAAUGCUAAAAGCUUCUCAAAGAUGAAAAGUCUUAAUUUAUUUGUAAACUAUGAUGCGCACUUUUCUGGGAACAUUGAUUAUCUUUCAAACGAGUUAAGGUGGCUUGACUGGCCUGGAUGUUCUUUACAGUCUCUGCCAUCUAAUUUUCAUCCAAAGAAGCUUGCUGUGCUCAAUAUGCCUCAAAGCUGUAUCACCAGACUAUGGGGGGGAUUCAAGAAUUUGCCAAAGUUGACAUCUGUAAAUUUUGAAGGCUGUAAGUUCUUAGAGAAAAUCCCGGACUUCACUGGAGUCACAAACUUAGAGAACUUGAAUCUAGAUUACUGUACAAGUUUAGUUGAGGUUCAUCCUUCCGUUGGAUUCCUUGAUAAACUUGUUAUAUUGAGUCUCAGGGGCUGCUCUAACCUCAUGAAGUUUCCAGCACAAAUAAGCUUGAAAUCUUUAGAAGUUAUGGAGCUGGGCAAUUGCUUUAGGCUGGAGAAUUUUCCAGUAAUUGUACAAAAGAUGGAAUCCUUAAGAUACAUGAAUCUACAAGGCACUGCCAGUAAAGAAUUGCACUCAUCAAUUGGAUAUCUCAUUGGGCUUGAAGAGUUGUACUUAUCAAAUUGUAAAGAUCUUACAACUCUGCCAUGCAGCAUUUAUGAGUUGCAAGAUCUAAAGGUUCUUGACUUGCAUUGCUGCAAGAGGCUUCAAGAAAUUCCAGAGCUUCCACCAAAGAUGCGUUGGUUACUUGCGAGUGAUUGUGAAUCAUUGGAAAGGUUUACAAAAUUGUCAAAGAUAUUCAAACACAGAGAAGAAUCGCGAGGGAUUUAUUGGAUGAACCUGUCUAAUUGUUAUAGAUUGUGUUCUAAUCUGGGCCAUGGCGUGGCAAAGAUUGAAAAUGUUUUACUGAAUCAGGCAUCUUCUGAUCACGACUCUGCAUUUGACGUUGCACUUCCUGGAUAUGAGGUUCCGGAGUGGUUCCCCUGUCGUAAACGUGAACUUCUUGUUGAAACCCCUCGAUAUAGGUGCGGUAUAUGUGAAUUUUCUUUUGAAAUUCCUGCAACAGUCCAAUGGGAGAGCACAGGAUUGGCUUACUGUGCUGUUUUUAAGGUCGUACAGAAUAGUUUUACUGGUUGGCAUUUUGGAGCUACAAUUUCCAUCAGCGAUACAACGUCUGCUCAUGUGUGGCUCAAGUAUAUUCCAUUAAGGACUUCGAAGAAGUCACAGAUAUUCGAAACACAGCCUCGGUUUCAUCCUCAUUCCUGUCGAGUUAGAUUUUACUUUGGGAGCGGCGCACUACCAGUUUUCUUGAAAAGCUCAAGUGUUGACCUACUCCUAGUAUGCGACCAGGAUGGUUUAAACUACGGCAUGGCAGUCAAUCAUCAGCAAGAGGAAUUGCUUUCAGAGUCUUCGAAACCGAUGAAUCCUCAAAAGCGAAACCUACAACAAAGAGCCUCAGUUCUCAUGAAAAUCGAUGAUACUAACAUCGAACAUCAGCAAGAGCAACCACUUAACUUGUCUUUGGAACCAACGAAUCCUCGAAAACGGAAGCAUAAUGAGGAACGAAGGCAUCGUAGAAAACAGAAGGAUGUUGAGGAGCAACCAUCCACUUCAACUUCACCAAUGAUUUAG